This is a messenger RNA of Salvelinus namaycush (lake trout), 921 nucleotides long. RefSeq names its product extensin-like. The record is from RefSeq and is a predicted model, not a curated record. The transcript has a single exon. Lineage: Eukaryota; Metazoa; Chordata; Actinopteri; Salmoniformes; Salmonidae. Bases 1 to 921 code for a protein of 306 amino acids.
AUGAUGCCCCACCCCAGACCCCAACCCCAUCGGUCCUCUCCCCACCUCACCAUGCCCCCACCCAACCCCCAUCCGGUUCCUCUCCGCCCAACCUCAUCAGAUCCAACCCCAUCAGUUCCUCUCCCCAAAACCCACCAGAUCCCAAUCCCACCAGGUCGUCUCCCCCAACCCACUCAGUUCCUCUCCCCCAACCUCACCAGAUCCCCAACCCCACCGUCCUCUCCCCCACCCCCAGCCAGAGUCCCGACCCCACCAAGCCCAACCCCGCUCAGUUCUCUCCCACAACCUCACCAUAUUCCCUACCCACCAGAUCCCCACCCCAUCAAGAUCCCCAACACCCACCAUAUCCCCAACUCACCAGAUCCCCAACCUCCCACCAAUCCCCAAACUUCAUUAGGUCCUCUCCCCCACCCUCACCAGAUCCCCAACCCCAACCAGAUCCCAAACCCACCAGAGCCCCACAUCACCAGAUCCCCUCCCCACCAAAGCCCCACCCCACCAUAUCCCAACCCCAACCAGAGGCCCCAACAUCACCAGGGCCCCAACCCCUACAUGGAACCCCAACCCCCCAUCAGGUCCUCGUCCCCAACCUCACCAGAUCCCAACCCCAAUCGUACCAUCUCCCCAACCUCACAACGAGAGCCCCAACCCCAUCAGUUCCUCUCCCCCAACCUCAACCUCACCAGAUCCCAACCCCCCCAGUUCACACUCCCCAAACCCCACCAUAGUCCCAACCUAAACCAAUCCCAACCCACCAGGUCCUCUCCCCCACCCCCGAGUUCCUCUCGCCAACCCCACCAGCUCCUCUCCCCAACCCCACCAGAGCCCAACCCCACCAGACCCCACCCCACCAGAGCCCAACCUCAACCAGAGCCCCACCCCCCUAGAAACCCCAACUCCCAUCAGGGUCCUAUCCCCUAA